UUCUGACGGAGGACUCCUCCUCGUCCGCCCUCCUACUUUUUCUUUCAUGGGAUUGUGAUUGUUGUUCGCGUUUAGGGGGUGGUUGCUCAAUCCGAGGUUGCUCAACUCUAGGUUUCUCGACCCUGGGUUGCUCGACCUGCAUCUGCUUAAGUUGGGAUGCCACUGUCUCCGCAAUCAUCUCUUGCAUCUCGCUUCUCAUCAUGGUCAGUGUUUGUUCCUCGACCUGUGGUGGUGGCCUCGUUCCUUGCUCCAAUGCCCCAGGUUGUCUCCCCAAACUCAGGGAUAUCUCAGUCGACUCUUGUUCAUUAACUCUCGUGCUCGUACCCUUCAUCUGGCUGGCAAUUAUCACGUAUUUCGAAAAUAAUCGAGACGAGGUUGAGCGCAAAUACCGUUCCUGGGAAACGAUCGAAAACAAACGAAACGAUAGGGUCGAACGGCUCACGGUUGCUGUCCGGAAAAUGAACGGGUUCGAGUCACAACUGCAACGUCCGGCGACGCACGGCAGACACCAGUCGACCAUCCUUGACUCGUGGUUGGCUCGAACAAAGGCUGGCCAUGACGAGUACCUGGGACCUCCCACUCACCGAAAUCUGGUGCUCUCAUCCAAUCGCUAUAUUGUUCCACUCUUACUGAUUUAUUGGCAAUGUCAUCAAUCUUCUUUUUACAACUUCUGUUUAAGUGGCCAAUCAAACCGCAAUAAUUGCACAUGUUCACCAGUUUUUUAUACUAUGUUGAGAAUGGGUUUUAAUGCUAUAUUUGUCAGAUGGAUCAUGGCAUGUAUUCAAUUUCCCUCUUUUUCCUUUAAUCUGAAUGGCAAACCUUGUGGCUUUAUCACCGGCUCUAGAGGAAUAAGGCAGGGGGAUCCUUUAUCCCCCUACCUUUUCAUCAUUAUCUCUGAAUUUUUGUCUGCUAAAAUUCAUAAUGCUGCAGAAUCUGGGAGUUACAAAGGGAUCAGGCUGUCCAGAAAUGGCCCCACAUUAACCCACCUACUUUUUGCAGAUGACACUUUGCUUUUUUGCAAAGCUGAAGAACAACAAGCAGCAAAAAUCCUUCAAAUUCUUCAAGCAUACCACUGCUUCACAAGACAGCAGGUGAAUAUGGUCAAAUCUUCAAUAUUCUUUAGUAGAAAUGCCCCCACUAGCCUCAAAUCCAGAUGCUGCUCCAUUCUCUCGGGCAUUCAAACUCAUACCUCUACAAGAUAUCUGGGUCUUCCAAUGGGAAUUGAAAGAUCCAAAAGAGAAGCUUUUGACUAUAUCCUCUCAGUGGUGAAGAAAAGAGUAUGCAACUGGAAGAACAAAUGGCUCUCUACUGCAG
This is a messenger RNA of Striga hermonthica, 1314 nucleotides long. NCBI's taxonomy places the organism in Eukaryota, Viridiplantae, Streptophyta, Magnoliopsida, Lamiales, Orobanchaceae. The record is from the annotation of a GenBank genome assembly.